Molecule: messenger RNA, 1120 nt
Organism: Ostrinia furnacalis (Asian corn borer)
Lineage: Eukaryota; Metazoa; Arthropoda; Insecta; Lepidoptera; Crambidae
Product: transcription factor VBP-like
Exons: 1
Coding region: 135-809 (224 amino acids)
Biological process (GO): regulation of DNA-templated transcription
Molecular function (GO): DNA-binding transcription factor activity
Source: RefSeq, a predicted model, not a curated record
AAUGGGCACGCUGCAUCCCCACCACUCGAGGCCCCGCCCCUUCGUGCAGGACGCUUGGGCAAGCUUUGCAACAGUGCUUCAAUCCUUCCUUACAGUUUACGCGAAUUGCAUCUCCCGUUGACAAGUUUGCGACAAUGGCUCUCUGGACGCCGUACGUUCAAGAAACCGCUUUAGACUUGAGUCGCGCACCCGUUAUCAAGGCGGAACCGGCGUCGCCUGUCCUGGAAAAAGUGCCCGUGACUAACACUUCGCCGGUCUACAACGAGUACGUGUAUCAUCAGUUCCCGGUCUCACCGCAGCCGCUGCCAGUGACAGUGAAUUCCAUUCCAUACUACGCUAACUAUCCGGAGCCGCCGGCAGCGUACAGUGUCCCAUCAGCUCAGAUUUCACCGGAGUCCGUCGGUACUCCUUGGUCUCCUCAAGCGUACCGCCAGAAGUCUAUAAGUUCAGGGCCAUCGCCGCCUCAGUCGCCUGAGCUGUACGAUCUCGAAUCUUUGGAUGACGACGCAGAGUAUCAGGCUUUCGAGAGGGACGCCUUACGCGCUAUGGCUGAGAAGAAUGGAGGUUCACUUCUCGGUAACAAUCCUCGCAUGCGCAGGGUUGUGCAGACAAAUCAAACGGCUGACGACUCGUACAGAAAGCAGCGCGAAAGAAACAACUAUGCCGCGAAACAGAGCAGGGACAGAAGGAAGCUGAGGGAAGUUCGCUUGGCUUUUCAAGUAACUUUCUUGAAGAAGAAAAUGGCGGAUUUGAGGGCGCGACUGGCCGCCGGGGUUUGUGGUCGCUGUCAACAAGUGUGCGAAUGCUAAAAUGGAUAAACUUUUGUAGUGGAUGUAAUUUUAAGUGUAAGAUGAAUUGAUUUUACUCGUAUGAAAUUGGUUUUGUGCAAUGUUUGUAAUGUAAGCGAUUAGCGAAGUAAAUUUUAAAUUAAUAACGAUGUCGCAGAAUGAAUUUCUAGUCGUAUUAAGUCGCAUUUGAAAAUGUUACGGGUAAAAUAACUUACAAUACAUGUAAAAUUAAGAUUUAGUAAAUUAUUGUUAAUUUUAAUUGAUACAUAUGCCCAUAAAAUUGGUGUGGAAAUAAUGUUACAAUAUUGUGAUAUUAAGUAAAUAUUUUUCAA